Messenger RNA from Larimichthys crocea (large yellow croaker), 1048 nucleotides. It is a transcript of the gene ela3l, whose product is annotated as elastase 3 like. Gene Ontology annotation, molecular function: serine-type endopeptidase activity. Gene Ontology annotation, biological process: proteolysis. Lineage: Eukaryota; Metazoa; Chordata; Actinopteri; Sciaenidae. The transcript is spliced from 9 exons. The coding region runs from base 16 to 1008 and encodes 330 amino acids. The record is from RefSeq and is a predicted model, not a curated record.
GCACCAGUAUUCCAGAUGUUGGCUUCCCAUGCUGUUAUUUGCACUGACCCUCAUUGCGAUUGGUCCAUGUCUAUCCCUGGAGGCCGUGCCAAACCAAUGGGAGUGCGCGUUAUCGCACCCGGAGACGGCGUUGCCUGUGGUGGAAAGUUUAAAAGAGGGUGUGUGUCCUGCUGUCCCUCAGCAGAAGCAUCAAUCAACAUGAUCCCCAUUGUGCUGGCCUCAGUGCUCAUUGCUAGCGCCCUUGGGUGCGGCACCCCACCCAUUGAGCCCCUGACUUCCCGUGUGGUCAAUGGAGUAGAUGCCAAGCCCCACAGCUGGCCCUGGCAGAUUUCUCUGCAGUAUGAGAGGGAUGGUGUGUGGAGGCACACUUGUGGGGGAUCUCUGAUCGCUGCCAACUGGGUCAUGACUGCUGCUCACUGCAUCAACUCCAAGCUGUCCUACAGGGUGUUCGUGGGCAAAUACAACCUGGUCGAGGAGGAGGCUGGCUCCAAGGCCAUCCUGCCUGAGAAGAUUGUUGUGCAUGAGAAAUGGAAUCCCAUCUUUGUGGCCUUCGGUAACGAUAUUGCCAUGAUCAAGCUGUCAGAGCCUGUGACUCUGAGUGACCAGGUACAGCUGGCGUGUAUUCCUCCUGCUGGCACUUUGCUGGCCAACCUCUACCCUUGCUACAUCACCGGAUGGGGCAGGCUGUACACUGGAGGCCCCAUUGCUGAUAAGCUGCAGCAGGCUUUGAUGCCUGUGGCUGACCAUGCCACCUGCUCCCAGCCUGACUGGUGGGGUAUCGCUGUCAGGACCACCAUGGUGUGUGCCGGCGGGGAUGGAAUUGUGGCUGGAUGCAACGGCGACUCUGGCGGCCCUCUGAACUGUAAGAACAGUGAGGGUGUCUGGGAGGUUCAUGGUAUUGCCAGCUUUGUCUCUGGCCUUGGCUGCAACUAUGUGAAGAAACCCACCGUCUUCACCAGAGUCUCCGCUUUUAACGACUGGAUCGACCAGGUUAUGAUGAACAACUAAAGAAGAUGAAGCGUCAAUAAAAAAGACUCAGCAAACUCCA